CCAAGAUCCAAGAUGGCGCUGCGAGGACUGAGUAGCUGUGUCUCUUUUGUACUUCGUCAGAGUCAUUCUCCAAGAUUAGAAGUGUUAUGUUCGGCAGUGAAAUUUAACUGUUUUACUUGCAGAAUUGAAGCCAGGCGUUACCUCUUGUCAGAGGAUGUGGUGAGACUGGAUGAUUUUCAGAAGAAGAAACUUGCUGUGGCUCGACAGUUGUCUGGAUCAAAAGAGCAUUUCUUCAAUGCAUUAAAUAAGAAAAUGGAAACUAAUCAGUUGAUCCUGAAGGAUGAACUGAAGCUGCUUCUCCUUCUCUGCCAGUCACCUGAGGAUAUGGUUAUGGCUAGAAAAGCUAUCUACAGGUACCAUGAAGAAAAUGGGAAUAUGAUAUUUGGGGAGUUCAGGUUUGGACCCUUGUUUAUGAGGCUGUGUUAUGAGCUGGGCCUGGCAGAUUUAGCAUUCACUACACUAACUGAUAAGAGGUUAAAAGGAUUCUUUCCAGACUGUACAUCAUUUAACCUGGCCAUAGAUCUGCUAUUCAGUAAAGGACAAUUUGAAGGUGUGUUGGAGCUGAUAAGGGAAAUGAAAGCUCAAGGUGUUGCUUUCAACAAGGACACCUUCACACUAGCGUUUGCUACCUGCUACAAGCUAAACACCCCUAAGUCAUACCAGAUCUGCUUAGCCUUGCUAGAGGAAGGUCAGACAAAAGUCAGCUUUAUUCCUAGACAUGCUUAUUGCAUUGCAGUUGCCUUUGCACUCAAGCAGGAUGACGUUGAGCGAGCAAAGAGUAUCUACUCUCAGAUCAUGAACACAGACAGCAGACUAUGCCAAAACCUGAGAGUGCUUCUGUUGGCCAUGGCAGGAUCAAUAAAAGAUGCAAUCUCUGUCCUCACAACAGCCCUGUUAUCCGAUAGUUUAGUGUUUGUAAAGAAGCCAGACUUCUGCCAAGAAGUGGUGGAUGUAUUGAAAAAAAGAAGUGAAGAUGGGCCAUGGAAAAUGCAAGUUGAGCAUUUGGUUAAUCAGCUGCAGCAGGCAGGUCAGGUGAACCCAGAAAGGCUGGACCACUUGCUGUACCGCACUCCUACUGGGAAAAGGAAGCUUUUUUCUUUUCUGCAUGAGGGAAACAGGAGGACCAGCAGCCAAAGGACUCUGAGACCACUGCUGUCAGAGUGAACUCACACACAUGAUGGUCAUGGCCACUGCUGAACUUAAUAAAAUAUGAGUAAUGCACAAUACUGAUGCAUCUGUUCCUGGUAUUAAAACCAUAAUGUUUUCCUUAGAAGUGUGAGGGGAAAAAUUUCCCUAAGUUGGCUAUCCAGAGUGACCAGAAAAUACUGAGUUGUUGGUGUUCGUGUAUUGUGAGACUUGAGUAGAAAAUGAAUUUAAUUCUCAAACUGACAAUAUUUCUCCUAAAUUCAAAAUAUAACUAUUGUUAUUUAGAGUGUAUAUUUAAAGGAAAUGACAACACAUAAAAAUAACCCAAGAUCAUGCAGUAUUUGCAGAGCUUUAAUAACUCAAAUAAAACAAAAUGCAAAUAAUUUGUGAACAAAUUGUGUUAAUGCUUUGGCUAAAUAACAUUAAGAAAUCAGUAUUUGGUGGAAUAACCCCGAUUUCCAUGCGUUUUGGCUCCCUGCUCUCCACCAGUUAUUCACAUUGCUGUUGGGUAACUUUAUACCACUCUUUUUGCAAAAAAGCAAACAGAUCAUGGUUUGUGACCAUCCAUCUUCCUCUGGAUGACAUUCUAGAGGUUUUCAAUAGAGUUCAAAUCUGGAGAUUGGGCAGUGGUCUCUUAUUUUUUUUUCCAGAGCUGUAUAUAUAUGUGUGUAUAUAUAGACUCAUAGACUGCAUUUAUUAUAGUGUACUUAAGUUGUAGUUUUGAAGAGGCACAUUUUUAGUGUUGACUAAAACUGUGAUGUAACAUGAAGUUCUCAUUAAGUUAUUUCUGUAGGAGUGUAAGGGUUCCCAGCUUUCAAUCAUUUAGAUAUUAAACUUUUUUCUAUUAAAUUAAAUUUAUUAAUUAAAUUAUUUUUUCUAUUAAAUC
This is a messenger RNA of Hemibagrus wyckioides, 2032 nucleotides long. It is a transcript of the gene ptcd2, whose product is annotated as pentatricopeptide repeat domain 2. The coding region runs from base 13 to 1164 and encodes 383 amino acids. Gene Ontology annotation, biological process: mitochondrion organization; regulation of mRNA processing; multicellular organism development. The record is from RefSeq and is a predicted model, not a curated record. Gene Ontology annotation, molecular function: RNA binding; protein binding. Gene Ontology annotation, cellular component: mitochondrion. The transcript is spliced from 10 exons. Lineage: Eukaryota; Metazoa; Chordata; Actinopteri; Siluriformes; Bagridae.